This is a messenger RNA of Telopea speciosissima, 2756 nucleotides long. Its product is annotated as villin-2-like. Gene Ontology annotation, molecular function: actin filament binding. NCBI's taxonomy places the organism in Eukaryota, Viridiplantae, Streptophyta, Magnoliopsida, Proteales, Proteaceae. The coding region runs from base 372 to 2672 and encodes 766 amino acids. The record is from RefSeq and is a predicted model, not a curated record. Gene Ontology annotation, biological process: actin filament severing. The transcript is spliced from 19 exons.
UCUCUCUGUUUCCCCAUCCUCUCCAUUUCUCCGCCCAAAAUUAUAAUCACUCUCAAAUCUCAAAAAGCUCAAAAGGAAGAGAGAGAAAGAGAGAAACCGCAAUUAUUCACUUUUAAAGUGUUCUUUGCCAGCUCUUCAAACGGCUUCAUUUCUUAUCUCACACCUCCGGGCUUCAUCAACUGCUCUGCACAGAGAAAAGAGAAAAGAGAAAGAGAGAAAGAGUGAAAGAGAGAAGGUGAAACCAGAGAUCUCGGCAACCCCUAUAUAUUUUUUCAAUUUGGGUUGUCAGAGUCUUAGAAAUCAGAAGGUACAAGUUGGAAGAGCUUCGCUUUAGUCUGUUAAGGAAAAGGAGUUGAGAAGUUUGCCGCACAAUGUCUAGCUCUACAAAAAUUCUGGAUCCUGCUUUUCAGGGAGUUGGUCAGAAAGUAGGGACUGAAAUUUGGAGGAUUGAGAACUUUCAGCCAGUUCCAUUGCCUAAAUCUGAAAAUGGUAAAUUCUACAUGGGGGAUUGUUACAUUGUUCUGCAGACAAGUUCUGGGAAAGGAGGUUCUUAUCUAUAUGACAUUCACUAUUGGAUUGGAAAGGAUACGACUCAGGAUGAAGCUGGCACUGCGGCAAUAAAGACGAUUGAACUUGAUGCAGCCCUUGGAGGGCGUGCAGUUCAGCACAGAGAACUUCAAGGGCAUGAGUCUGACAAGUUUUUGUCAUACUUUAAACCAUGCAUUAUCCCAUUAGAGGGGGGUGUUGCAUCUGGAUUCAAGAAACCUGAGGAAGAAAAGUUUGAAACACGACUCUAUGUUUGCAGAGGGAAACGAAAUAUCAGAUUGAAGCAGGUUCAACUGGCUCGCUCUUCACUCAAUCAUGAUGAUGUGUUUAUCCUGGAUACCGAGUAUAAGAUUUAUCAAUUUAAUGGUGCAAAUUCCAAUAUCCAAGAAAGGGCCAAGGCUUUGGAGGUGAUUCAGUAUUUCAAGGACAAGUAUCAUGAGGGGAAAUGUGAUGUGGCAAUUGUUGAUGAUGGAAAGCUACAGGCUGAAUCGGAUUCAGGUGAUUUCUGGGUCCUCUUUGGAGGUUUUGCACCAAUUGGAAAAAAGCCUCCAAGUGAAGAUGAUAUUGUUCUGGAAAAAACUCCUGGGAAACUAUAUAGUAUUACGGAUGGUGAGUUGAAGAUGAUAGAAGGUGAACUUUCUAAAUCGAUGUUGGAGAACAAAAAGUGCUAUUUACUGGACUGUGGUGCUGAAGUAUUUGUUUGGGUUGGUCGAGUAACACAAGUGGAAGAGAGAAAAGCUGCCAGUCAAGCGGCUGAGGAAUUUAUAACCAGUCAAAAUAAGCCGAAAUCAACGUGCAUAACUCGGGUUAUUCAAGGGUAUGAGACACAUUCAUUCAAGUCCAACUUCGAGUCUUGGCCAUUGGGGACAGUAGCCUCCGGUGCUGAGGAAGGAAGAGGAAAAGUAGCGGCUCUUUUGAAGCAAAAAGGUAUUGGUCCCAAGGGAAUUGCAAAAGGCGCUCCUCCUGUAAAUGAAGAUCUCCCCCCUUUGCUAGAAAGUGGUGGUAAAACUGAGGUAUGGCACAUCAAUGGCAGUGCCAAGACUCCAGUUCCAAAAGAAGAAAUUGGUAAAUUUUACAGUGGAGAUUGCUAUGUUGUUCUUUAUACGUACCACUCGGGCGAUAAGAAAGAGGAAUACUUCUUGUGUUGUUGGAUGGGGAAAGAUAGUAUUCAGGAUGACCAAAUGAUGGCUACUGGGUUAGCUAAUACAAUGUCCACCUCAUUAAAAGGGAGACCUGUUCAGGGCCGUAUUUUUGAGGGAAAAGAACCACCGCAAUUCAUUGCACUCUUUCAACCUCUGGUUGUCCUUAAGGGUGGAUUAAGUUCUGGUUACAAGAAAAACGUGGAAGAGAAAGGUCUUAAUGAUAAAACAUAUACUGCUGAUGGUGUUGCACUUAUUCGUAUUUCGGGAACAUCUGUGCAUAACAAUAAAGCAGUUCAAGUUGAUGCAGUGGCAGCAUCCCUAAGCUCUGAUGACUGUUUCCUUUUGCAAUCCGGCUCUUCAAUGUUCAAUUGGCACGGAAAACAAAGUAACUUUGAGCAGCAACAGUUGGCUGCAAAAGUGGCUGAAUUGUUGAAGCGUGGAGUUUCCUUCAAACAUUCUAAGGAGGGAACCGAGAGCUCAGCCUUCUGGUUUGCACUUGGAGGGAAGCAAAAUUACACAAGCAAAAAAGUAACACAAGAGACUGUCAGGGAUCCGCACAUGUACACUUUCUCAUUCAAUAAUGGAAAGUUUGAGGUCUCCGAACUUUACAACUUCUCUCAAGAUGAUCUUUUGACUGAGGAUAUGCUGAUACUCGACACACAUGCUGAGGUCUUUGUUUGGGUUGGCCAGUGUGUGGAUUUGAAAGAAAAGCAAAUGGCUUUUGAAUUUGGUCAGAAAUACAUAGAGAUGGGCAGAAAUCUGGAAGGGUUAUCUCCCGAUGUACCACUGUACAAGAUCACAGAAGGGAAUGAGCCAUGCUUCUUCACUACAUACUUUGUGUGGGAUUCCUCAAAAGCCAGUGUAUGUGACUAUGUGCUGUACUUAAGCAACUUUAAUGUUCUGCUUUAUCUUGAAGUCUUUCUGGUCAGCAACUUCAACUUUUCUUUUUUUCAACUGGAGCUGAAAAUAGUGUGGAAAAAGUAAAGGUACAGCAUAGGCAAAGUAGAGCACACAGUCGAGAAACAGAAUUAUCUUCAUAGACACUUAAUAUGAUCCAAAAUAUAGACC